This is a messenger RNA of Adineta steineri, 723 nucleotides long. The record is from the annotation of a GenBank genome assembly. Lineage: Eukaryota; Metazoa; Rotifera; Eurotatoria; Adinetida; Adinetidae.
AUGUUAUCUGAAUUAGGUAGCAAUGAUGAAAUUGAAUCAGAACUUAAUCAAUCAACAAGAUCAUGUGUAUAUACUCGAAAGAAACUUCUGUACAUCAUAGUUUGUAAUUUUAUAAUAAUGAGCACGGUUAUUCCGAUAAUUAUUAUUAAAAUGAAAGUCAACGAUACAGAAACACCACCACCACCACCGACAACAAUGAUAACAGAAAACAUAUUAACAGCAACAACAACGAUGACGACGAUGAGAACAAAAGACGGAUUAACAACAACUAAAAAUUCAAGCAUGUUCAUGACUGAUACUGCUACCACCAUUCUGCCAGUAUCAACACCAGUUCCAUAUUGUAAUACCUCCAAGUGCCGUGCAAUAAUAGCAUAUUAUCGUGAACAAGGAUGGCAUUACGAUACAGCUAAGUUAGGUGAAUGUGCACAUUGUCCAUACACAAAUAAUUAUCAAUUCACUGAUAGUUGGUUGAAUAUGUGGUAUAAAGAAGAUUUCUUUAUUGAAAAUUCCAUUGGACAAGAUCUCGAAGAAAAGCCAUUAUUUACUGAUGUACGUUAUUGUGCAAAAGCAUGUUUUGAACGGUUAAAUUGUACGGGAUUUGUAAGAAAUAAGAACAUAGCAGUUGAUGCAAAUGGUGAAUGUUGGCUUAAAAAUAAUAUUACAAUAAAUCGAAUUGUUAGUCAUCCUGAAUGGCAUACAUUUGUUUUGAAUAUGACAUUUUAA